Molecule: messenger RNA, 4562 nt
Organism: Athalia rosae (coleseed sawfly)
Lineage: Eukaryota; Metazoa; Arthropoda; Insecta; Hymenoptera; Athaliidae
Gene: dap
Exons: 2
Coding region: 1828-2610 (260 amino acids)
Biological process (GO): regulation of cell cycle
Cellular component (GO): nucleus
Molecular function (GO): cyclin-dependent protein serine/threonine kinase inhibitor activity
Source: RefSeq, a predicted model, not a curated record
UCCUCUCGGAAAAAGUGAGCCAACGCGUCCCCCUCCCUUCGUUCCCUUGGGAAGCCGUCCUGCGUGUUCCCCUUUUCGCCUCCGCCGAUGACGACGAACUAAAAGCUACCGCGGAGUAGCAUUCAAACGGCGUUCCACAAUCGCCCGGGUAACAUCCACGCGAGAGGUCGGUCGUUAAUCGACCACGAGAUUCGAAUCCGUGUUUGUGCUGUGUGUUGCAUCUGUCAUCAUUUGUUGUUGGCGGGAAGUGUUCAGUUACUAUUGUAAAUCAUCGACGAUCGAUACAAACCCGAAUAAAGUAUCGCCACUGAAAACGGUACGAGCAUAUUGAGAAGUUCAGCUACACAUCGACAUGGAUUUACGACAAUUUCAGUGAAAAAAUUCAACUCUAUUUUGACGAACAUCCACGCCCCUGCAGGCGCAUCCCGACUCGUAAUACGCUUCGCGGAUCGACCAGCUUCUCUCAAUUGAUUUCCGACGUUAAUCAACGCGCUCGCAAUACAGCUAAAAUCAUCUACGACGUAAAUAAAAACUUUUCUCAUAUCUCCGUCCCACUUGCUCCGCAUACUGAGAACCAGCAGCCAUCCACCCAGGCAAGUUAGUUAGCCAGGCAGCAGCACCAGCAACUUCGGGUUAGUAGAAGUUGAGUCCGUAGUCGCGGCUACGAAAAGUCUCGCUACGUUGCCAGGUUUUAUUUUAGAGAUCAGAACCCGCGCUUCAACCUCCACGCGACAUAGAGACAAGCAACGUCGCAAGUGGGCAACGAGUCGCGGGAUCGCGGGAGGAGCAGCGCAGCAGCAGCAGCAGCAGCCAGGCAACCGAGCAACAGCGGCAGAAUCGGAAAGAAAGAAGAGAAGAAAAAAAAAAAAACGUAAAAGAGAAGAGAAAAAGGGAAAAAAACCGUCGAGGAAAGCAGCGACUCGCAAUCAGAAACUCGUGUCUUUUCUGUGCGCGCGCGCGCGCGCGAUAUUAUAUUCCGUUCGUCAAUUUUCACGUCUCGAUUUCCCGAAAUUUCACCGUGGCGAAGUUUCAUCGAUUCGAGAAAUUUCCCAGUUGAUAAUUUGUCUCUGUCUAUGUUUUUUUUCUUCUUCAAAUAAAGGGUGUUUUUUGAUGUGUCUACGAGUGCGUCGUAUCCAAACAAUAAUGAAAGAAAAUUUUCUGUGAAAAAAAGGGGAAAAACGAAAACCAAAUAAAUGACAAAAGUUGUUUUUUUUUUUUCUGAGUUGAAUAAAUUUCACCGACUAUUUGUGAAAAUUUGUUGAGUGUGAAGUUGUGAUAUUCGUUAAUCGGAAUCGUCGAAAGAAGCUAAUAUCAUCAAUUGUGACUGCGCGUCCCGCGAUACCCGCGUGAUAUGAGGCGGACAUUUUAAGUUAACAUUCUUUGUGAGAAAGAAUAAGGCGAGGAGAGAUAUAUAAUAUCGUGAGCGCGCGGAGUGCCGCGGGCUACUCAACACAAAGUCAUCUCUUGCCACCGAACGUGAAACCGAGGUGUAAAUCAUUGAUCGAGAGGGGUAACUCGGUGAAAUAAAACCGAAUCGCUCGUUAAACUCGCUUGACGCAACGCGACCGCUUCCCUCGAGUUUCACGGUGAAAAGUAGAAACGCGCUCGCUCGCCCGGCAACAGGCGGCGUCACGCCGCUGCCGCUGAAACACGCCAGCGCGAUAAAUAAAAAUAAUACACCGAACAACACACGUCGUCGUCGUCGCGGUAAAACCCCCCAAUAAUCGUGUGGAAAACCAGAGGUCAACUUUCCGUACGACAAACAUCGUUUCAGCGAAAAACGGAAAACGGGGCGAAGGAGCGAUCGAGGGUGAAAAAAGACCAAUAAUGAGCGCGCGCGUUUUGAAUCCAAUGCUCAUGACGGAAAUGUCUCGGGGACUCACCGGCGGAAGGGUUGUCCCGACUAAAGCCGAACUCGCGCCCGUUCGCAGGGACCUUUUCGGUCCUGUGGAUCACGCGGCCGCGCGAGCCCUUGCCGAACGCGAAUUGCGCGCCCAAUCGCGCCUGGACACGGAAAGAUGGGGUUUCGAUUUCCAACUGGAAUUGCCGCGAUGCGACGCUAGAUACGCGUGGGAAGUAGUCAGCCCCACGGACGUGGUUCCGGAGCCCUACGCCCUCAGAGGAAUGGGAUAUCUGAGAAAACAUGCUCCGGGAACGCCGCGAAAAAUGGCCAGUCACUCGUCACCGAAAUUACUGAGGACGAACGCGCGUUCGGCGACAGCGCUGGCCAAGGAUCAGCAAAUUUCGCAACGCGAGGAAACAUCGAGGAACGAAGAUACCGCGACCGAAGUGAGGGACGAUGAGAUCCUCACGCCGCGAAAAGCGGAAAUGACGCCGCCGCAGGAGCACAGGGUACCCGAUAUCGUCGGUACUCGUAACGGAGAAACUACCCCCGAAGAAGUACCACGGGAAACGAUGAGGGACGCUAUAUCCUUGAAACAAACGAUCGAGGAACCAACAACCCCUGUUUUACCUCAUAGUGCAAGGAAACAGUCUACCAUUACCGAUUACAUGAAGAGUCGCAAGCGAUCCUCAAAAGGUUCACCAAAAAGGAGCAUCAUCGAGCCUCCCGAAAAGAUGAGCCGUAACGCGGGUCAGAUACGCAGCUAAAAAAAUUAAUUGUAUUUUUAUAAUAAUUUUUGUUCGUUUUUUAAUUUUGUCUUUUUUUUUUUUUGUUCAAAUUUUUUUCUUUCGUUUUCUACGUUUACCUUUUUGUUCUAACGUCGUUUACUAGCUGUUGCUUUGGUUUUUCGAAUAACUUUCGAAAAUAUAUGAACAAAAAGAAAACAAGGGAUCAACCCACCUCCGAUCUACAGACACACCUUUACCUUAAUAUUAUAACAAUACGAUUUAUAUCAUGAAACAUUAAUAAUAGUAAUAAUUAUAUUAAUCAUAUUAUUAAUAACCAUACGAGUGUCGACGUACAAUUUCGUUUAGAUUUUAUAAUACAUAUAUAACAAUACAUAUUAUAUGGUACUUCGAUACGAUAAAAAAAAAAAAUUAAAGAAAAUGAAAUUUAUUACGAUAAUAAUGAUAAUAAUAAUGAUAAUAGUAGUAAUAUGAAAAUUUACGAUACAUACACGUCUACGAAAGAUUGUAUAUAUAACAUACAUAAUAUCUAUGUAUAUUAUAUACAUAACUUUCAUAUACUUAUACAUAUAACACGAGAAAGAAAAAAGAGAAAAAUGAAAAAAAAGUGAAAAAAAGAAACCCCAUGAGAAACUUUCGACUUUGAGCGAGGUUCUUUUUUGGCUGUGCCAUUAUUCACCGUAGGAACUAGAUGCGAAAAAAAGAGAUGAAUGAAAAAUGAAAAAAGUUCUUCGAUCGACGGAACAAGUAUAUAAAAUAACGAAAUUAGGUAUGUGCGUAAGUGCGUGAUGCUUACAUUAUACGGAAAUAUAUAAUAUUACUCGUAUUUGCAUAUAUUAAUCUUGUAUACAUAUUUAUAUGCACCGAAAGUAUAACAGGAGGGACGAAAAAAUGAAAAAUUCAAUACUGCAUAAGAUUAAAAAAGGAAGAAGAGAUAAAGAAAAGAAAAUUAACACCUAAUUCGAAUCACGGUUUUUGGUUUUGUACCUACGCACGGUUUGACAGAUAAAAAAAAUAGAAUGAAACCCCAGUUAUUAUCAUUUCAUCUUUCUUUGUUCCGAAAAUGGUCAUUAUGUUGUAUUUUUUCGAUUUGCUCUUUGACUAUUAUUAUUUUUAUUCUCAUUUCGUUUUUCCCAAAUAGGUGAAUCAAUAUCUAUAUACUAUAUUUGUACGUAUGUAUGUAAAUUUAGGAUAGAAAAUUCGGCAGUACGAUUGCCAAAAAAGAUUAAAAAAAAAUACCAACCAAGAGGUACACGAAAAAAGAAAGAAUGACCAUGGAUAAUCGAAAACACGACGAAUAAAUUUCAGUUGUAAAAUAUGAUUCGGAUAGGAUUAGGAAAAGUUUAUAACUUUCGUUCGAUAUGUAUCUAUGUUACAUAUAUUUAUGUAUAUGACACCAAAUGGCAUUUGAGUUUAAUUAGGUAGAAAAUUGUUGAUGUUUGCAGAUGCGAAAUAUCAGGAGAGGAAAUUGAGAAGAGAUUAGAAAGAUCAUUUCGUUUAAGAAUCGUACCAGUGGGCAGAUUAGAACAUCAAAUUUCUUACGUUAAAUUUUGGUCAUCGAUCGACACGAAGUUUGAUCUGUGACCAAAAAAUCUCAUAUUCAUUUUUUCCUGACGACGACAAAAUUCAAAUAAUCUCCGAAGAUUUUUUUUUUCUCUACGAUCGCGCUUGAUUCGAUGACGAUUCAAAUUAGAGCCUCGGAUUUGGCACGAGCGUGAGAAUGACUAGAUUAAAGGAUGAUCUUUAUAAAAAAAAUUCCGAUCGUAUAAUUAUUAAUUUUUAUUUCUGCUCUUCUCGUGAACCGUUUGGUUAUCUUUUGAUUUUCUCAUCUCUCUCUCCUCAUCCAGUCAAUAAUAAAUACAGCUUAACAAUUUUCUCACCGAAUCUUUGCGCCUUUAUAGGUAUGUAUAAUGUAAUUCUCAUAUGAAUAUGAUACAACAGUCAAAUCUCCCUAAUAAUAUUAUGAAAACAUC